CCCCUGACCAGCGUGCAGCGAGACCGGCUCCGCGGAUGAUCAGUUAGGACAGAACCACCCGCAGACGCAUGUUUCACAUGCGCCGCCGCUCAGGAAACGAUGUGUCGCAGUAAAGUUUAUCCGGACUUCGAAAGCGCGCCGUCGGAAGUUUCUCUUUCGUUAUCCCUUCCACAGGAAAAUGACUUUUUUUUAUCUCGGAGCAUGGAGGCGAAUAUGCAGCUCUCCUCCACACCCGGUGGUUAACUUUCCUCUCGGUGUUUAACCGCUGAAAGUUUCCAGCUGAACAUUUUUCUUUCUUUUUUUGUCGGUGGAGGGUUGGAGGGGUGGCGGGGGGGACGCAGCAGGUGGGAUUCGACCCGCGGCUCGAUCACAGGCUGCAGCCGGGAUGUGACGGAGGGCGAACGUGAAAUGGUCCCGACUUGCCACAGCUGGGAGGAUAUCACCUGAAAAGAGGGUUUUCUUAUGUAUUUACAUUUUUAUUUAUUUAUUUAAAUAGAAUUAAAAAGAAUUUCGCUCCACCAUGAGAGUGCUGACUUUGCUGUGCCUCGCCGUCGGGCUAUGGGAGUCGAGCCUGAGCAACAGGAACUGCCCGGAUCUGACCGUUGACAGCUGUCACUGCUCUGCGGAGAGGACCAAGGAGCUGAGCCGGCAGCACGUCCGAAGGGUCAAGGUGGUGUGUGGCGACGUGGACCUGAUGGACACGCUGCCGCCCAGCUUCUUGCCCAACAGAACCGUGUCCCUAAACCUGAGUAACAACAAGAUCUCCCUGCUGAGGAACGGCUCCUUCUAUGGCCUGGCUGCCCUGGAGAAACUGGACCUGAGGAACAAUUUGAUAAGUACAGUGGAGCCCGGGGCCUUCCGUGGUCUGCUGGCUCUGAGGAGACUGGACCUGUCCACCAACAGGAUUGGCUGUCUGUCCCCUGAAAUGUUUCUCGAUCUGGGCAGCCUCUCAAAAUUGAACCUGUCCGGGAACAUCUUCUCCACUUUGACCGUGGGACUCUUUACACACCUCGUGGCUCUCAGAGUGCUGCACUUCAGCACCCAGACGUUGUUCUGCGACUGCCAGCUGAAGUGGCUGCUCCUCUGGGCCCGAAGCAAUUCGGUGAGGAUUGGCAACGACACGGUGUGCGUGUUCCCCGCCCGCCUCCACGGGCUGGAGUUUUGCAACCUCCUCGAACAGCAGCUCAUAUGUGACGGACCUCUUGAGAUGCCCCUCUUCCAGCUCAUCCCGUCCCAGAGACAACUGGUCUUCCACGGAGACCGACUGCCCCUGCAGUGUACCGCCUCCCACCUGGACCCCUCGGUGGAGCUGCGGUGGCGCCACGACGGCGGCGUCGUGACCACGCAGGAGGACCGGGGAGUCUACGUGGAGAAAACCCUGCUGCACGACUGCUGCCUGCUCACCAGUGAGGUCAUCCUCUCCAACAUUGACGUAGGCAUCGCUGGCAUCUGGGAGUGCCUGGUGACCAGUUCCCGUGGCAACGCUUCUCAGCAAAUGGAGAUUGUUGUUCUGGAGACGUCGGCGCCCUACUGCCCCGCGGACAGAGUCACCAACAACAAGGGCGACUUCAGGUGGCCAAAGACUUUGGCUGGCGUCCUCGCCUUUCUGCCCUGCGCUCCCGCCACCUUUGGCUCUGGCGCCACCCGCCUCUCGGGCCAGACGUUGAAGAAGGUGAAGAAGGUGAAGAAGGCGUGGCGGAGCUGUGACCGCGCCGGGCGGUGGGCUGAGGAGGACUACACUCAGUGCCCGUACGCCAGUGAGCUGACCCGCGUGCUGCAUGAGCUCACACAGAUCACCGUCAACACCACCAACGCUCAGCCUUUAGGUCAGCAGUUGGUGGCCUUCACCAGCAGGGCGGCGCAGUUCAACGAUGUCAUGGACGUCAUCUUCGUUACGCAUCUGGUGGAGAGGCUGACAAGGCUGGUGGCAAAGCGCAGAGACCUGGGGGACUAUAUAUCCGACAUAGCCAGCAACAUGAUGCUGGUGGAGGAGCACAUCCUGUGGAUGGCGCAGAACGAGGCCCGAGCGUGCACUCGCAUCGUGCAGUGCGUGGAGCGCAUCGCGGACCUGGCGCUGAGCGGAGACAAUCGGGCCAUUUCCAAGGUAUCUGCGAACAUUGCUCUGGAGGCCUUUCUGAUCCGGCCGUCUAACUUCCUCGGCCUGUCCUGCACAGCUCUCCAGCAGCCCUCCCCCUCCUCCGCCCCCACGCCCCCCGCUGACAGCCGCAACCGCGCCGACAAGGAUGUGGCGCGAGAGCGCAAUGCCGCGGGGGAAUCGUUGCUCAACUUCAAAUGCCACACUGUCAACAACAGCGGCUCGCCGGCGAGUCAGCUCAGCAAGAACUCAGUGGCAGUCGCCUCAAUCCAUUUACCGCUGGCUGGUACGCCUAUCUCCUCCUCUGCGUUGCAAUCUGUUGAUAACUCCACUUGCAGGCUGCAGUUCAUCGUGUUUCGCAAUGGGAAACUCUUCCCUUGCACGGGGAAUUCGUCAAAUCUCGCCGACGAUGGAAAGCGUAGGAGCGUUUCGACACCAGUUGCUUUCACCAAAUUAGAUGGGUGCAGCCUCGGGAGCGCCGUGCACUCCGUUACCAUCGCUCUCAGGCACUUCGCACUGGGUGUAGACCCCACCGCCGCCUACUGGGAUUUUGACCUGCUGGAUGGACACGGCGGCUGGAGGGCAGAGGGCUGCCACAUAACGGGCUCCGGGGGCAACACGACCACCAUUCAUUGCACCCACCACAAUAACUUUGCCGUGCUAAUGGAUCUGAAGAAGGUGCUGUCUUUCCCCCCGUACCCUGGGGAGUUUCUGCACCCGGUUGUCUAUGCCUGCACGGCGGUCAUGUUGCUUUGCCUCUUCGCCUCCAUCAUCACGUACAUAGUGCACCACAGUGCAAUCCGCAUCAGUCGGAAGGGAUGGCAUAUGCUUCUCAACUUCUGUUUCCACACGGCUCUGACCUUUGCUGUGUUUGCCGGCGGCAUCAAUCGAAUCAAAUACCCCAUCAUCUGUCAAGCAGUCGGGGUGGUGCUGCACUACUCGUCCCUGUCGACCAUGCUGUGGCUCGGGGUGACGGCCAGGAACAUUUAUAAACAGGUGACCAAGAAGCCUCCGCAGAGCCAAGAUGGCGACCCGCCUCCACCCCCCAAACAGCCCCUGUUGAGAUUUUAUUUAUUCAGUGGUGGAGUGCCCCUCAUCAUCUGCGGGGUCACGGCAGCCGUCAAUAUAGACAACUAUGGCAGCGGGGAGCAAGCGCCGUACUGCUGGAUGGCGUGGGAGCCCAGCCUGGGAGCCUUCUUUGGCCCUGUGGCCUUCAUCAUCCUGGUGACGUGCAUCUACUUCAUCUGUACCUUCGUCCAGCUGCGGCGACGCCCCGAAAAGAAGUACGAGCUCAAGCAGCUGACGGAGGAGCAGCAGAGGCUGGCCGCCGUCGACGCGCCGACACACUGCCACCAGGGAUCUGAGCCUGGGGCCCUGGCGGCCACAUCGGGUGGGGGCCACUGCCCCGCCGGCUGCCCGGGCAUCCCCAUCAAUCCCGCACUGCUGGCCAAUGAGCACUCCUUCAAGGCUCAGCUCCGGACGGCUGCAUUCACCCUUUUCCUGUUCCUGGCCACCUGGACCUUCGGGGCCCUGGCUGUGUCACAGGGCCACUUCCUGGACAUGAUCUUUAGCUGCCUUUACGGUGCCUUCUCCGUCACCCUCGGCCUCUUCAUCCUCAUUCAUCACUGCGCCAAGCGCGACGAUGUCUGGCACUGCUGGUGUUCCUGUUGUCCUGGACGACACGCCGACGCCUGCUCCGGCGCCCACAGGCCCACCCCAGCACGGCCUAAGGUCAACGUGAACGGAGACACACCGGGGCACGGCCACGGCCACAGCCACUGCCACCACGACUCACUAUGUCAGGGUAAAUCCCUGAUGAGCUGCAGUCAUGGCAGUUUAAGUCACUGCCAGCACGCCGCCCUUCCAUCCUUGCAAAAUCACACGGCGUGUCUGGCACCGGUGACGCCGUGCUGCGCCGCCCUGCAUAGCCAGCAGCUGAUGGAGGAGGAGCCGGCGGCCACACAUGUCCUGCUACAUGCCGAUCCAGAGGGUUACCGGCCAGGGAUUCAGUUGCACCCCUGCCUCAAGAGCAGCACCAGGACUAAAGGCCGUCACUUCAGCCGGCGGGCCGGGGCCAGUGCUUGCGGGGCAGGGAGUGAGAGGGAGUACGCCUAUCACAUCCCCUCCAGCGUGGAUGGAGGCAGCGUGCACAGCUCACACACAGACAGCCCCCACAGCACGCAUGAGCGCCACGCCCACAUCUGUCCGCAUCUAGCCCACGAGGGCCACCAUGACGGGCAUCACACAUGCCACGCCGCCACGGCCACCACGCACGAGACCCUGGCGUGCCAUAGCCACUGCCACAGGCACAUAUGCUGCACCAAGGCAGACCUUUUCCCUUCCCUGUGCCCGGCAGAGACCAGCGACACAGGCGUCUUCCUGUGUGGCUGCGGAAAAGUGGCUGAGCAGGACCCGCUGGCGACACAUCACCACCUGGAGAUGCACGCCCCGCGCAGACAAUCCUACCCCCAGAACCCGCCCAAUCAAAAUGGGAUUCUAAAGGGGGGCCUGCACGAAGGACUCCUGUACACUUCGGACAGCACAGGGAAUAUACGCACUGGACCCUGGAAGAAUGAAACUACUGUGUAGUGUGGGAAACCGGGGAGACGGGCAGCACCCCUGUUUCAUCCCGCCAAAAAAAUUAAACCCUCGCCUCCCUUUCUAGAAUAAAAAAAUAUAUAUAUAUGAAUUGAAGAACAUUUUAAACAUAUUCAGCGUGGGAUGUUUUUUAUUUUAAUGUCUUCAUGUUUUUAUGUGUGCUGUUUUACUGUACAGAAAUCUGAUUUCACGUAAAUGCUCCCUGAAGAGCGUCCAUACACAGAACAGAAUUUCCUCCACCAAGAAGAAUUUAUGAAACGUAUAUCACACCAAACCAUCAGAUGUAAU
Cyclopterus lumpus (lumpfish) is the source of this 4981-nucleotide messenger RNA. Its product is annotated as adhesion G protein-coupled receptor A3. The transcript has 19 exons. Gene Ontology annotation, molecular function: protein binding; G protein-coupled receptor activity. Gene Ontology annotation, biological process: cell surface receptor signaling pathway; G protein-coupled receptor signaling pathway. The coding region runs from base 521 to 4684 and encodes 1387 amino acids. NCBI's taxonomy places the organism in Eukaryota, Metazoa, Chordata, Actinopteri, Perciformes, Cyclopteridae. The record is from RefSeq and is a predicted model, not a curated record. Gene Ontology annotation, cellular component: plasma membrane; postsynaptic density; glutamatergic synapse.